AUGAUGAAGAGAACGACACAUCACUUGGAAGAGGGUGGUUCCUCAACUGCUCAACCUUAUGAACUCGAAGAUUUGACAAGCACAAGUGACAAUGUCAAAAGUGCUUCUUCACAUGACAGCAAACAUCAAAACAUUGACAUCACCCCAACCACUCCCAUUCCAGACGCCAACAGCAUCCAAUCCCCAACUAAAAAAGACCAAUCCCUCACUUCACAUGUUAUUGACAAGUCAUUUUCCAAAUCUGUCAACAAGACAAACCAAGAAAUCGACAAUACUUAUCAACUCAAAAAGAAGGCACUUCGAAAAUCUCUUGGACUUCAAAUUGGAUUAACAAUUUGCUUUUUCAUCCAAUUAUUGGGAUUGGCAUUUCUACCUGGAGCAACUGGAUGGCAAUUUUCAUUGUUGUUUUAUCAUUGCUUUUCGAAUAUUGCAAUUUUGGGAUUUUUGAUUAUUCAAUUGGUGUUGAUUUCACCGUUGAGAGAGGUUCAGAGGUUGUUCAAGACUCCUUCGAAUUUGAAGGAGAAAGUUGGGAAGAAAGUCAACUCUUCUUUCCGAAACAUUAUCGGAAACGAAAGUGAUUCGAAUUGUGUCAAACAAUUCUGGAUUGAUAAAUUGAAGAGCAGUAACUGGUUACUAAAGAUGAUUUCUCUCAAUUCGAAACCUCAAACUUUAAUUAAGAAAUGCCAAUUAUUAAAUCAAUGGGAAAAUGAUGAUUGUAUCAAAUAUUGGACGAGUAAUUAUUCAGUUUCGAAUGGUGAUAGAAGUAAUAAGGUGUUUAGAAGUGUUUCUAUUGAGAUGAACGAAAGUGGUGUUGUAAUGUUCAAGUCAUUGGUUAAAAAUGAUGAUUUGAGUUUUGACAUUUGUAAAUCGACAUAUAUAGAUGUGGUAAGGAUGAUUGACAUUCAGAACAGGCUCUGUAAAGUACACGCUCCUUUGAAGGAACAACAUAGAAUGACUUGGAAAGAUCCAAGUGCAAAUAGCUCUGUAAAUUCGCCUCUCAUUCCAUUUAUUAUUCCAAUGACAAGUGACACUUCAUCUUCAAAUAUUUUCACUGAUUUGAGCAAUUUUCUGGGAGUUAAUCCAGCCCUUAUCGAAAACAAAGAUCGAUAUAUGAACAAAUCUAUUCAAAUUUCUCAAUCUGACAUUCAGACAUCUGUCAACAAUCAUCCACUUACUAACACUAACGAUUUAACAAUUAAUUUUCAAUCCAUUUUCCCUAAAGAACAGUUCAAUACUGAAUUUACGACAGAAAUUGAACAAUUUAUACGAAACGAAAUUGAAAAUCCAACUUUAAUUAUGAUUGGACUUUCUCAAUUAAAUCCAAUUCCAAUUUUCAUUAUUGGAAAGUCGAAAUCAUCAAUAGUUGGAAAGAGUUUCAACUAUGUUGGUUUCAUGACCAGUUCUUUCAGAGUUCCAGAAUUUGUAGAAUAA
Messenger RNA from Naegleria gruberi, 1431 nucleotides. RefSeq lists its product as uncharacterized. Lineage: Eukaryota; Heterolobosea; Eutetramitea; Acrasida; Naegleriidae. Bases 1 to 1431 code for a protein of 476 amino acids. The record is from RefSeq and is a predicted model, not a curated record. The transcript is spliced from 2 exons.